Molecule: messenger RNA, 8981 nt
Organism: Epinephelus lanceolatus (giant grouper)
Lineage: Eukaryota; Metazoa; Chordata; Actinopteri; Perciformes; Serranidae
Source: RefSeq, a predicted model, not a curated record
AUGAACAUGGGCAUCGUUAGUAGAAACACAUUCUUCCAGACCAGAAUGCCUACUGCGUGGAUGCCAUUAAAGUUUUUUGGAUGGAGGAGAGGGCAGCAGUAAUCCAGCGGCUUGCUACACAAGAAGGUGUUGUGGCCCUUGCUGAUGGAAGAAUGGACAGCCCUGGUCACUGUGCACAGUAUUGCACCUACACAGCCAUGGACAAUGAAAGCAAGGACAUCAUUUCGGUGAUCACAGUUGAUAAACGAGAAACUCAGAGAAAGUCUGUCCUAAUGGAGAAAGAGGCCUUUAUCAGGACCAUGGAUAUUCUCAUGAGUGAAGUCAACCUGAAAGAGAUUUGUACAGAUGCGCAUGUACAAAUCUCUGCACUUAUGAGCAAGGGAAAAAAUAAGGACACUGGCAUAUUUCACAGUCUGGACAUGUGGCAUGGUGCCAAAAGUUUUGCAAAGACGAUUGUGACAGCAGGACAGCAACGCGGCAUGAACAUUCUCCUUCUAUGGGUCAAGGACAUUGUAAACCACUUUUGGUGGUGCUGCAAAAAAGCAACAACCCAUCUGCAGUUCAUGGACCUUUGGAUGGGGAUCCUCCAUCAUGUUGCCAAUGAGCAUGAGUGGGUCAUGGGCAGAUGCCAGCAUGACUGCCUUGCAGCAGACCAGACAACGACCUGGAUUGAGAGGGGGACCAGGGCUCACGACACCCUAACCAGCAUUGUGAAAGACAAACGGUGGCUAAAAAAUGUCCAUAAGUUCCUGAACUUCAAGUGAAUACUUUUUCAUUUUUUUUUUCACAUAUACAGACACACACAUAUCCAUGCAGCACUAGGACAGACGACCACAGCCUCUGUGUUUGUGUAGAAAGUGACAUUUUCAGUACAAAUCAUCCCCUUUGGCCCUCCCAAACAUAGAUAUGUAUACGUGGACACAGAAUUCACCUUAGGAUCUGUAGUGUAAAAGUUAAUCCCUAAUCAAGUAAAAGUGUUAUACUGCAUAAGUUGAUUAAGAGACAAAAGCCACAUAACCACCAUAUAACCAUGUUUUAUGUAUAAGUUCCUAUAAAACUGAUUGAGAUGCAUCUAUAUGUGUUAAAGCAAUGUUAUACAUGUCAAAGUGUUCACAAUACAAAGUUAUGAGCUCACAUUGUAUUCACAUACUGAAGAGCACACAUAUAACCUAUCAUGUUCUGUUUAAUGAUAACACACACACACAUUCAAAUGUUUGUAUUACCUGAUGCACAUUUAAAGGUUCACAUUGCAUAAGAGCACAAGGGACUGCAUAAAGAAAGUCCCUAAAAUUCACAUGUUUUUUAAAAAAUAAAGUGAAAGUAGAUCCAGAUGUAAGGGUGGAAAAUUUGGGAAACUCCAGGCCCAAAGUGAAACUCCAGGCCCAAAGUGAAAGUGAUUACACCAUUAAAAACGGGCCUGUUCAUGAUUGGACAAAAGGAAAAAAGCUUGCCACCAAUAGAUUUGGAUUUGAGUGGGAUGGAUUAAUGAAAAGAGGUGGAGACUCUACCCAGUCUCCACCAGCAUAAAAGCGAGUGUACUAAGAGCGAGUUUUCAGUCCUGCUCCAGGGCUUGACUCAUGAGUUCUAUGUGUUGAAGCUUGUGAACACAUUAAACUCAAUUGCAUCGGACUCUGCCUGUCUCCAGUGUUUCUUUGAGUAUUAAUUAGAUGAACCCAAGGUACUAAACUGACAUCAGAGGACAACUGAGAAGCAACGCUGAGGACAAGGUCGGGAGCCUCCAGGCCCAAUUCCGGGCACCGAUUUUUGCCUCUUCAAGUGGCGAGCGCAGCCAGGAGGGAAGGAAGGUCGGAGCCGGAGACUGGGAGCACUGGGCUGUACGCCAGACACACAGGUGGCCACCAAAUAAGGUAAGCAGAGCUUUUUUCUGUCUAAACCGGGUGUGUCUGGGGUGCAGUGCUGGGAGCCGCCCAGGUCAAAGGUAUUUGACAGAUUCCUCUCCUAAAGAACCUAAUUAUGAUGUAUUGAUUAAUUGGAAAGUAGCUAGAGAUACCACUGAAAAGGCAACUAACAUCACUGGAGACGGUUGGGUCUGCUGCAAUAAGUGUGAUCGUGGAGCAGAAAGAGUGAAUGUGUGUGUGUUGAAUGUAUGAUAAUUAAUGAGGAAAUGAAAUACAAGCAGUAGGAUAGUUAAAGUAUCUAAAGUAUUUAAAGUAUUAAGAGGAAGUGCACGACAAAAAACCUGUAAGAGUUAAAACAGGGAAGAGAAAAAGAAACCGGUAAAAGAGUUGAAAAAGUAAGAGAAACAGAGAUAUACAAAAGCAUAUCCGUGGAUACCGCUGCCUAUCUUGACGGCACACCUUUAAGCCUGUAGGGGCAGGUGUGUUGUGUCGGACGGCAGGUCUGCACAGGCGGAAUGCUAGAAGUUGAGAGAAAAAUAAAGAGUUAAAAAGACAUAAAGCUUCUGUGGAUACCGCUGUUUAAAGGGUGACCUCUCAGCCAAGAGGGCGGGGGAGUCGCCACAGACAAACAGGACUGAACGGGCAGAACGCUAAAAAGUUAAGAGAUAAAGAGAACAGUCAGCAGAUCGAUCAAAGUGUAAAAAUUGUAAAAACCUAACUGUAAGCUAUAAAGUUGCUGUACAUACUUUGUAACAUAUCUAAGUGUAACAAAUAAGUUGUAGUAAAUAAAAUAUAAUCUAUCUUAGAAUGACAAGUAAAGUGUUGUAUAAAGUGUUGUAAAUACAGUAAAGUGCUGAAUAAAAUGUAACUGUAAAAAGACUGAUAAACUAUUAGACGACUGACCUAACAGAGAGUACGAAAGGAGGGGGUGAGGAAUAGAGCCAGCAGAGAGUGAGGAAGAGAGCCAGCAGAAAGGAGUUAACCAAUAAAUCAAACUGUUGUAGAAGAAUUUGAGGAGGUGAGCUCAGGGAGAGAAACACAGAGCGUCUAAAAAUAGAUGGAAGAGGGAGAGAUUAUUGAAGACGAGAUUUGGGGAGAAGAACACUGUCUGACCGAGGGUCCAGUAGAACACAGAGGGAUAUGCACACACUUUUGGCUGGAAAGAACCUACUUAGAUAAGGAGGGGGCUGAGCGUUGGCAGGACGAGCAAAAAAAUCAAACAGAAGCUCCGGCAAAUCACUAAGUUCAUCAACUUGAAAAAAGUAAAAGAACAGUUUCCAGGUGCCCCGUGGGAAGAGAUUUUGCGUAGAUUGUGGGUCCCUUAUUCACUAAAUCCUCUAUUACAGAGCUUGUGUGAUAAUUAUAAGAACGGACCAGUAGCUUCACUUCCUCUACACCAGAUAAGUAUACGAGGCCAAGACUGUGUGAGAUACCCUCCACGGCUGCAAUUUGUUGUUGUGCCCAGAAAAGUUGAGUGGGAAACAGGUAAAUUUGGGUGUUUAACCCCGGUUCCCCAAGGGGACGGGUCACACAAAUUAGAGUACAACCCAUACAGAGAAAAGAAAUAUAAAACUGCCAUAACAGUAGGGAAAAUCAUAGUACUAAUACGCACAAAAGAGACAGACGAACUGCCAGAGAUCCCAAGAACCAGUGAAGUGAAACAGGGCUUCAUGGGAGCCAAUCAGGAAAAAAUGGAAAAAAGGGUUUUAACCCCAGUGGAGAUAGUAAUGAGACAACACCCAAGUUGGGUGAAGCGCAUCCAAUGUUGUGUGGCAAAGUGGCACAAAAGAACAUCAGGAAAGAAUCGUUGGCCUAUGGAUGGUACUUUCAAUCUGGCAAUCUGGCUGUGAUGAAGUAGAGUCAGAGUUGAGGCAUAAAGAAGCCCGAGACACUAAAGCUAGCUAUAAAUAUGGUUGGGAUGGUUUAAACAAGCUGGGGCAAAAAUAAUGGUGCAGCUGGAGGAGAAGGAAAAAGAACAUCAGGAUCAGGACAAGGUGACGCCUGCAGCCCCUGUGACACCUACAGCACCACCCUUACCCACACCACCACCACCCCCAUACCCACAAGAUCCAACACAGCCAGCAAUGGGACAAUAUCCACUAAGACAUUCAAAAGCAAUGGAAAUGGAGGGUCAAGUAGAGGGGAAAUUCACAGUGACCUUGACCAAAAAUACCAAACAGAAACCCAACAGGAAGUGACUACAGGGGCCACGACAAAAACUAAAGUUGGAAAUGGAGCCUUCCUCAGAAACUGACAGUACUGACGGAUCGUUGGAUGACGAUGGGGACACGGAAGCCACUGACUUUGACUUAUACACCAAGACGCGUAAUGGCAAGAAGGAAAGACAUGCUGAGCAAUCAACCGACCAGGAGAUGGCAGGCCUCGUCAGUGCAGGAGGCACGCCCCUUAGAGAGAGGCAAGCACACAAAAGGAAAGAGAAGCUGAGGCGACUGAAGGAGGACGGAUACGAGUCCCUCCAUUCCAGCUAUGCGAGCCUCCCUAUGAAAAAGUCUGCUCACCAUUCAAGCUGCUCAAGCCUCCUCUUUGGGGACUCCAAGUCCCCUACUGCAGCAUCACGAAGGAAUGAGGAGGAGGGGCCAGUGUCACAAUCCAGACCCCUGAGUGCUAUAGGGGAACGACAGUGGCAAGAAUGGUUUGAAUGGGAGGCGGAGUGCCGUCAAAGGCGCCAGGAGGAAGAGCGUCAGGGGGCGGCCACCAUCGACCCCACACCUCACCCAAAUCAGAAAAUGAGAAAUGAAUCAUCCAAUGGAUGCGGGGGUCCUGAGGAAGGUGCCUCAGGGGGAGUUUCACCAAAGAGCACCCAAGACCUACAGUUACUUCAAGAACUGGAGGGAGCUGCCCAGAGGGCUGAAGAUAAGGUGCGGCGUAUGACACAGGAGUUGGACAAAUUAGAGGAGCGGCUGGAGGAGCAUAGAGCUUCUCAACAGAGACAGAGGGAACCCCAAGUUAGCCCCUCAACAGAGCAUAUCACUCUGACACUCCAAGGCACUAUGGAAACCGAUAGAGCACGGUCAAAGGAAGCACAGGCUACUGACAAAGGGCAGAAAAUAGACAGAAGAAGCCAAAACCGAGAUGGCAUGACAUUAAGAAGUGGGAAAUCAGUAGGAGGUGACUUACUGCUGGACCUGUCAGAUGAAGAGAGAGAAGAAGGUUCCAUGUGCCCCAUUAUAACAAAAACUAGUGGAAGAACACAGUAUGAGCCCUGGCCCUUCAUGGACAUGAUAGGCCUGGCAGAGCGCCUACCAGUGCUCACAGAUGGAGCUGACAAAUGGAUCAUGGCUUUAGAAGAAACCACAGCUGGUAUACAGUUGGUAGUAGGAGAUAUCAAGGCUAUUCUCACCUAUGUGGCAGGAAAACAAACCACCAAGGAGAUAUUUACAGACGCUGGCUUAAGUACAGCCAUUGGCACCAAUGUAAAUGACGGGGUGAAUUUUGGAGGCUACCGUUCCCGGGUGUGGCAACAACUGAGAGCACACUACCCAGCAAAAAGAGACCCCUCCAAGCCGGAGGGAGAAACCAUGGGGGAAGAUGAAUGUCCCUCCAAGUUCCUACACAGCUUCCAGAAAAGGUGGAAGGAAGAGACAGGGGAAGCAUGGAAUGCUAAUAAAACGACUCAGAGCUUGUUCAAAAUGAUGGUUAAAAAAGCCAUGCCAGAGGAUGUACAGCGACACCUGGAAGGCGUUGUAGGAUUGAUGAAGAUGGACUGGCCACUGUUCUCAGAACAUAUUGUCCAUCAUGUGGAGCUCUACAGAAAAGACAAAAAGAAAAAUGGAAGAGGACAGUAAACAACUAGCCAACAAGCUGACACAGUUACAGCUGGGAGAGCUCAGUAAGCUGGUCAAAAAAAGAAAAAGAGAAAGAAAAAACUAAAGUUCAGGCCCCCAUGGUAACAGCAAACCAAGCAGCUCCCCAGUGUGUCCAGCCCCAAGCGCCUCCGCAGCCAACCCCCACAGACCCAAAUACAGCAGGAAAUGACAAUUCUGCUGGUACCACGCAUCACCAUUAUUACUACCAGCAGCAGGCACCAAGAGGUGGGGGCAACCAGCCGCCCCCAAGAGGACGGGGCAGAGGUGGAGCUAGAGAUACGACGUUCAGGGGAGGCUGGAAGGGGGGCCGGAACUACAUACCAGGAAACCAGCAUAUAUUCCAGCAAACCGCGUCCAACCAGCAACCAGGCCCGCCAGACAUGGGUACAGGUUAUCCAGGAGCUAAUCCUGCCCCACCUGAUAACCUGUGCUGGGGGUGUGGUCAACCAGGUCAUAUACGGGCCCACUGCCCUAGUAAUCCAUGGGACGGUCCAGCACAAAAAUUGGCCCAACACGGAGCAGACACGCCCUUGGUAGGGGUGCCCAGAGAAGCCUGAGGGGGAACUAAUGUCACCAGCAAUAUCACUGCAGUCACAAGAUGAACCAAUUAUACCUGUUGUCAUUCACGAUCGUGAAUACCCUUUCAUGGUGGACACAGGUGCCACAUACUCGUGCAUUGGAAAAGAAGGUUCCAGGUUCCCCCUCUCCACGUCAUCUAUAAAGACAAUAGGCUUCUCUGGGAAAUCACAAGUCAUACCACUGACGGAACCUGUUCCAAUGCUCAUUGCAGGCAAAGUCAUAUGCACGCCACUGCUAUAUUCAGCCCAUACCCCAGUAAACCUAUUAGGAAGAGACAUUCUAUGUCCAUUAAAAGCAAAAAUCAUGUGUACUCAGGAUGGACUGUACUUGGAUUUCCCAGAUGAACCCCCACAACACAUGAUGUCACAGCUUCCCCAGGACGUGACAGAAAAACAACAAGCACUUGCCUAUUGGCUCCGGCUGACACCAGAAGAGUCACAUCUCCAACAAAAAUGGACUGAAUGGGAGGAGUGGAUUCGCAUGCACUAUGACACAGCACACACCUCCACUCUGCCACUGCACUGCACGCUCAUGUACGACAAAGAUCAGACUCAUGUAGAUUACCAGGAAUGUUGGGAUGCAGUAAUCAAUAAGAAACCAUGUCUAAUCACAAGUGAAGAUACGUUUAUGGGGCUGGAAGGUGUGGCGGCGGCUGUCCGCCUUCCGGAAGAUUUGUCUGGGUGGUAUCAAGUACCAACGUCGCACGUCACAUUGUUGGUGGCCAAAGGUUAUGAGUCUCAUCAUCUCGGUCCCAUGGUCAGGCGUGCCCUGCAGGUGCAAGAGUGGGUGCCCACAAAGAACAAGUACAUUCACAUUUCUAAAGAUAAGCAGUUCAUCAGAAUCUCAGUCAAAGUAGGUGAUGAGGCAAUAGCAGACAAGGUAAUGGUAGAUGGAAACACACCUACACAGAUGGCGGUCGCCACAGAACAUGAGGAAAUGCUAAACCAAGUCCCACCACAGUUGUGGACAGCUCACAAGACUGAUGUAGGAUUAAUAAAGUCGGCCCAACCAGUUCACAUUAAGCUAAAACCACACGUAAACCUACCAUAUCAGAAGCAGUAUCCUCUCAAGCAGCAUGCCAUUGAUGGUAUCAGACCAACAAUUAAGGGUUUGGUUGAAGCAGGGGUAUUGGUUAAAACUAAGAGCCCUUGUAACACACCCAUCUUUCCGAUCAGGAAACCAAAUUCAACGGACUACCGUCUAUUCCACGAUCUAAGGGCAGUAAAUGCAGUAGUAGACGGAGAAAUACCACACGUGCCAGAUCCACACACGUUGCUUUCAAACAUCCCACCAGACACCCAGUGGUACACGGUCAUUGAUUUGUGUUCAGCCUUUUUCAGUGUACCACUACAUCCAGAUUCUCAGUAUCUGUUUGCCUUUAUGUACAAGAAUCAACAAUAUACCUAUUCGAGGUUAGCCCAGGGGUUCUUGGAUUCCCCGUCAAUCUUUAAUCGUGUAUUGACACAGGACCUAGCAAGUUUGAAUGUGCGAAGUACAGUGUUGCAGUACGUAGACGAUUUGCUUAUCUGUAGCCUUACAAAAGAACAAUGCGAGAAAGACUCCAUUGCUGUGCUCACAACCCUAGCAGAAGGCGGACACAAGGUCAGCAACAACAAACUGCAGUUCUGCCAACAGUCAGUAGAAUACUUGCGGAGAAGGCUAUGUGGGGACAAAAGGUGUAUUGCACCAUCACAGGUGGAAGCAAUAAUCAAGGCUAUGUGUGUGCCGUCCUGAUGCAGGACACUCCCACAGGUAAACAGCCAUUAGCAUAUUACAGUACCAAGCUUGAUAACAUAGAGACUGGUCUGCCACCCUCCUACCAGGGACUGGCAGCAGCUGUUUUUGCCUUUCAGAAAGCAUCAUUGCUGACCAUGGGACAUCCUGUGACGUUGUACACUUCUCAUCAAAUUCAUGCAUUGUUGACGAGUCCACGAAUCGUUUUAACACAAGCCAGACGUACAGGCUAUGAGGUCAUUUUAUCAGCCCCAGAACUCAACAUUCAGCGUUGCACUAUCAUUAAUCCAGCCACAAAACUGGUGUUACCAACGGAAGGUGCGCCACAUGACUGUAUUCAUGAUACAGAGAAAUUUAUGCGUGCUAGGGAAGAUUUGCAUAAUCAGCCUAUUCCAGCCGAUCUCACAUAGUUUGUUGAUGGAUCAUGUUUUCGUGAUGCCACCGGUAGCCAUGCAGGCUACGGGAUUGUCCAACUUGACAAUAAUGAUCAGAGUUUCGUGACACUAGAAUCAUGCAAACUUGCUCAGCCCUGCUCAGCCCAGCUCGCAGAGAUAAAAGCUUUAACAGCAGCAUGCAAAUUAGCAGAGGGGAAGUCACUAAAUGUGUACACAGAUUCAGCAUACGCCUAUGGUGUUUGCCAUGUUCAUGCUAACAUAUGGAAACAAAGAGGGUUUCGUAGAGCUGACGGCACUCCUGUAACUCAUGGAGCUGCAAUUCUUGAUCUAUUACAAGCCGUGCUUCUUCCCACGGCUUUAGCAGUCAUCAAAUGUCCAGCCCAUCAAAAAACUGAUUCUUUGGUGGCCAAAGGGAAUAAUCUUGCUGAUGAAGCAGCUUAUCAGGCAGCAAUAGGUGCAGUAAUGGCACCUAUAUUGACCAUACAAGACUGUGAAUCCCUCACCUCCCUGCCUUCACUUAAAGCCGCUCAAGAUAGAGUAGAUGAGGCCGAGGCACGCCUAUGGGUAAAACGAGGAGCUAUAAAGAA